AAAGUGUCAGCUGUUAAUUUGAGUAAAACUAGUUGUCAAAAUAAAAUAACAUUUAAUUAAGAGCUAUUGUUAAUUGUGCCAAACAGUAUGGUUUUCUAUUUUAAAAGCACUGUGGUGCAGCCGACGGCAAUGCUGUACAUGGGCCGCGACAAGCACGAGAACGAGGAGCUAAUCCGCUGGGGCUGGCCGGAAGAUGUUUGGUUCCAUGUGCACAAUUUGUCAUCGGCUCACGUUUAUUUGCGCCUACGCAAAGGACAAACUAUCGAUGAUAUACCCACCGAUGUGCUGGUGGAUGCCGCACAGCUCUGCAAGGCGAACAGCAUACAGGGAAAUAAGGUCAACAAUUUGGAAGUGGUCUACACCAUGUGGGAGAAUCUGAAGAAGACACCGGACAUGGAACCCGGCCAGGUGGCCUAUCAUGAUGAGAAGGCAGUGCGCAAAAUACGCCUGGAGAAGCGCAUCAAUGAGAUUAUCAAUCGUUUGAAUAAGACCAAAACGGAGGAGGAGCAUCCCGAUUUUCGUGGCAUGCGUGAGACACGCGAUGCGGCCGAUCGUCAGGAUCAGAAACGUUUGCAACGCGAGAAUCGCGAGAAGGAAAAGGAGGCGGCAAAACAGCGCGAAUUGGAGGCGGAGCUGCGCAGUUAUGCGUCGCUGCAGAAAUCGGAGAACAUGCGCACCAACUACGAUGCCGGCAACGAAUCUGAUGACUUUAUGUAGUAAUUGCAUUCCUUGCAAUUUAUUACUAGCUACUUAAUAUAAUCAUAUCUAUAAACAACUUCUUUUUUUUUUAAAUUAAAGCAUGUAAACAAA
Molecule: messenger RNA, 810 nt
Organism: Drosophila innubila
Lineage: Eukaryota; Metazoa; Arthropoda; Insecta; Diptera; Drosophilidae
Product: coiled-coil domain-containing protein 25
Exons: 1
Coding region: 88-717 (209 amino acids)
Source: RefSeq, a predicted model, not a curated record